This is a messenger RNA of Phyllopteryx taeniolatus (common seadragon), 2569 nucleotides long. RefSeq names its product WD repeat and coiled coil containing (gene wdcp). The record is from RefSeq and is a predicted model, not a curated record. Bases 389 to 2521 code for a protein of 710 amino acids. Gene Ontology annotation, molecular function: kinase binding. The transcript is spliced from 4 exons. NCBI's taxonomy places the organism in Eukaryota, Metazoa, Chordata, Actinopteri, Syngnathiformes, Syngnathidae.
UUGAACACUAGUAAACAUUGGCGUCACGGCGUUGCCCGGCAAAAUGUGAAGUUACGCCAUACAACAUCCACCGUAAGUGCUUCGUGAAGCUUUAUUCGGCAAACAACCUCUUUGGAGUUUGGGUCCUGAGAAUGACAAAUUGUCUCCUCCCCAACGCAUGUAAGUGAGCGACGUCAUCGGCCUCAGGUCCCGAAAGGUCCUGGGAGUGUCGUGUCGAGGUCGUUGCGCUUUAAUCAGCUAAUAGUGCACGUCACCGCGCCCUCGGCUCAGGAGAGCGGAUUAAGGCGCCUUCUUGGAAGGAAACCCAGGACAGAACCUUUGCCGGUUCUAAUCUGCAGGGCGAGGAGCCACCGGCCGCUCAGAUUUGUUGUGCCGCUUUCUGGCCAGGAUGGACCUGGGCAAGGCCAAGCUGCUGCGGAGCGGCAUCAACACGCUGCACCAGGCCAUCCACCCUCUGCACGGUGUGGCGUGGACCGACGGCAAACAGGUGUGCCUGACCACGCUCUACUUCCAGCGCGGCGAGGCCAAGUUCGGCGACACCAACGUCAUCGGGCAGUUCGAGCACGUCCUGGGACUCUUCUGGGGCCCGCUGUGCUGCCCCGACUCGCCCGCCUUGCUGGCCGUGCAACACAAGAAGCACGUCAGCGUGUGGCAGCUGCAGCUCAGCGCGUUGGAACAUAACAAGUUGCUGUGCACGCAGACCUGCGAGAUGAGCGAACCCUUCCCGUUGAUCGCGCAUGGCUGCGUCUGGCACCCGAAAAUGGACAUUCUGGCUCUCCUCACCAAGCGAGACGCAUCAGUGCUAUUCUCAGUGCGGGUGGACAACAGGAGGACCAAGGCAGAAAUCAAAGGUAGUGGGCUGAUCCACUGCGCGUGUUGGACUAAAGACGGCACUCGGUUGGUGGUGGCGAUCGGCGCCGCGCUGCACUCCUACAUUUGGAACGACAUCCACAAGAGCCUGGCGGCCUGCUCUUUUUGCCCCAUCUUCGACGUGGGGGGCUACGUCUGCGCCAUCGAGGCAACGGGGGACUCGCAGGUUGCUGUGGCGACAGAGCUGCCUUUGGAGAAGCUCUGCGGCUUGAACGCCGAGAUGGCCUUCGAGGUGGACCCCCCACGAAACCAGACGCCAGAAAACGACCUCUCUCAGGACUCCAGACGACUCUCGUUUGACCUUGCCGAGAGGUCUCGCUCGGGCCCCCUGGACCUCACCCACCUCCUGGCUAGACACCGGCGCUCGGACCCCAGCCCGCUCAUCCACCUGCAACGUAAGGACACGGUGACGGGCUCCGGCCAGGACUCCUCGCACCUGGUGCUGAUCACGUACGAGCGCAAGGUGGUCACCACCCGCAAAGUCAGCAUCCCCGGGAUCCUGGUGCCGGAUUUGGUGGCGUUUGACCCGCGAGCCUCCACCGUCGCCGUGGCGUCCAACACCUGCAACAUGGUGCUGGUGUACCGCAUCACGGCGUCGGCCAUGCCCAACAUCCAGCAGAUCUCGCUGCAGACCACCGACAGACCCAAGGGGGUGUGUUUCCUCAGCGAAAAGGUGCUGCUGAUGAUGGUAGGCCGGCAGAAGUCCACGGACCCCGCCUUCCUCCCGUCCUCCAACACGGAAAAGUACACCCUGCGCCUAGUAGCCAAAGAGUUUGACGGGGAGGGUGUCCCCUCCCCUCUCAAUGCAGAGCCUACUUCUAAUUUGUCACGGAUUAGGAGGCACUCAGAGCACAUGCCCAAGGAGGACAGGGAGCGGCUGGGGAUAAAGGACUUGGUUCUUCCCAGGGCGGGAGUGGUCUCCCGCUCACCCGGGAGCAGACGCAGGCUGGUGGAGGAGGUGAGGAGCCCCGAGCCAAGCCCCGUGGCCAGCUCCGUGGACUUCUCCUACUCCUUGGAACGAACCCCCUCCGUCGCCGCGGAGACCUCGGACAUCGGCCGCAUGGCCGGCCUGGCGGUGGCCGGACCGGCCAGCAGGGACUCCAGCCGGGCCGGAUCGCCUAGACCGGAGGUGGCGCCGGAGCCAUUGCUGGCCCCGCCGGGUGGCUCCUCCAGGGAGCGAGCCCUGGAGCAUCUGGUCUUCAACAUGGAGCGGCUGUUCGCUCGCGUCGCAGACGUGCAGCAGUGCCUGGGCGAGAUCCGAGAACACGCCCAGAACGGCAAGAAGCUUCAGAGUUCCUACCCGGCCGCCGCCGAGCCCCCUUACCUCAACGUCACAUGCCAGAACCAGCUGUCUGAGAACGUGUUCAUCGACGAGCGCCGUCCGGUGCUGCUGUGCGACGGCAAGCUGUAUCUGCGCGCCCUCCAGGAGCUUUUCAACCUCGCCGUCGUGGAGAUGCUGCACGGCCCACUGUGGAUCGUCCUAGUGGCCGACGCCGACGGCUUCGUGCCCCUGAUGUUCAAGCCCAAAGAUGAGCUUACGGUACGCAACGGCAAGCGCAAAUCUACGCUGUGCACCCUCGGGAGCUCCGAGACCUCCGGCCCAUCAAGUCCGGCCCCCUGCCACAACACCACAACGGAGGCCUCCACAUAGUUUUAUGGACUUAAACCACUUGGUCAAUAAAGCAGUUUUAACACUUCA